Molecule: messenger RNA, 3917 nt
Organism: Drosophila pseudoobscura
Lineage: Eukaryota; Metazoa; Arthropoda; Insecta; Diptera; Drosophilidae
Gene: Rab3
Product: RAS oncogene family member Rab3
Exons: 5
Coding region: 741-1403 (220 amino acids)
Biological process (GO): regulation of exocytosis; protein secretion; protein localization to plasma membrane
Cellular component (GO): endosome; synaptic vesicle; plasma membrane
Molecular function (GO): GTPase activity; myosin V binding; GTP binding
Source: RefSeq, a predicted model, not a curated record
AUUUCCGUCCCCCGGACCAAUCCCAGGAAAACAGCCCCCCCAAUCGAUUUUCACUAGCAGAUAGAAGGGAGCUCUGAGAGUCAGUAGCAGUGAGCAGUCGAUGUGAAACAGUUAUCUUAUGAAAACGUAUACAAAACUUUCCCAUAUUCGCCGUAGCAGCCAAUUCGCCGUCCGAGAGCUCCAAAUUUUUUCCCUCAUUUGAGUCCUGCGAAGUCGACGUGUCGAUGCGAUAUUUCUCGUUUGGCGAAAAAAGGUGAAACAGUUGAGAAAACAAUUGAAAGGCAUUCGCACUGCCAUUUUGAAGCGACGCCUGAAUAAUUGAACGACUGCAGUGCUGUGGCAAGACGUGUGGGUGCGCGUACGUUCAAUAAUUGAUUGGGUAACCGUAAACAAAUAGCAGCAGCACGGACCAGGACCCUACCGUAUGUUAGGCCAGUGCCAAGGCUAACUUCCAAUACCUCACGACUGGACGGCAGCUAGAGCUAGAGCCCCAGCCACAUUAUCGAUUUGCGUAUAUGUGUAUGUCUGCGAAAUAGCAGUGUACACCUAAACACCUAUACACCUGUGCACAUACUCCCACACGCACGCACAUACACACACACACAUACACAAACGUACUGCACGUCAACGGCAAGAACUUUGACGCACGGGAUCUCGUGGUAUCCGCACAGAGGAGCAGAAGCAACCGCAUCAACCUCAAGACGCAUCGGCAGACGGACAGCAGAGAGCUCUGAACCGAAAUGGCCAGCGGCGGGGACCCCAAGUGGCAGAAGGAUGCUGCCGACCAGAACUUCGACUACAUGUUCAAGCUCCUUAUUAUCGGCAACUCCAGUGUGGGCAAGACGAGCUUCCUCUUCCGCUAUGCCGACGAUAGCUUCACAUCCGCCUUCGUCUCCACGGUGGGCAUCGACUUCAAGGUGAAGACUGUCUUUCGCCACGACAAGCGGGUGAAGCUUCAGAUUUGGGACACGGCCGGGCAGGAGCGUUACCGCACCAUCACCACAGCCUACUACCGCGGCGCCAUGGGUUUCAUCCUGAUGUAUGAUGUCACCAACGAGGACAGCUUCAACUCGGUGCAGGACUGGGUCACACAAAUCAAAACCUACUCGUGGGACAACGCCCAGGUCAUUUUGGUCGGAAACAAGUGCGACAUGGAGGAUCAGCGCGUGAUUAGCUUCGAGCGGGGCCGCCAACUGGCCGAUCAGCUGGGCGUGGAGUUCUUCGAGACGUCCGCCAAGGAGAAUGUGAAUGUCAAGGCUGUCUUCGAGCGCCUGGUGGAUAUCAUAUGCGACAAGAUGUCCGAGAGCCUGGACGCCGAUCCAACGUUAGUGGGCGGGGCACAGAAGGGCCAGCGCUUGACGGACCAGCCGCAGGGCACGCCCAACGCCAACUGCAACUGUUAGAGCGCCACCAGCCCCAGGAGAACGAGAACCCGGCACCGGAAAGUUAGGGAGAGGAUCUACUCGUACAACAAUCGUACAACAACAUGGACCGCAACUGAGGCAACAACAAACAGAAACAACAUAAAAUCAACAAAAACUUAAAGCUAGAUAAUUAGUCAGCUCAUUAAUCAAGGGAUGGAGGGCGUUUAUCCGCCAGUUAAACGAUGACAUGUAUAUGCAGGCAUCCAUGAAUGAUAUGAAGGCCAUGAGUAUGCCAGCAAUGCCUGUGUGCACUGUAUUUGUAACCAUAUAUGUAUGUAUAUCCUUUGCGUUCGGUCGCCUCCGUGUAAAUGUCAGAUGUUAUUUAAUCAAUGUUUGAAUUGUAAUUGGUAAUCGAUAAUUGGUAAUUGGUAAAUUGUAAUGUGUAUCUUGUAACGUGUAAUUUAAUCGGCUGCCGCAGCGACGCACUACUUGUUGAACAUGGACUUGACUGGACUUGGGCGACGAUAUGAGCAAAGGGCUACAGGGGGCUACAGAGAGGAGCUUCUAGGGCUAGCAGCACUAAUUAAAUGUGCACACGUUCUGUGCUGAUAAUUUGAUUUGCAACUGCAACUGCAACUUCAACUUUAACUUCGUUCGCGAUUCUCCAUCUCCAUUAAAACGGGGCUGGCAGCCUCGAGGCACUUUCCACUUGUAUAUACAUAUGCUGGCUUAACUGUACAGUUUGAAUGCUUGGUCACAACGCACAAAGCUAGCAAAUUGGUGAAAUCGAACAUAGUAACUAAAGCUACCACUAUAACUAUCUACAUACAUGUAUGAAACACACACACACACACACAUUAAAUCCCGAUCCCGGCUUGCCUUGGCUGGAAGGCUGCAGAGGCAGAUACAGAAACAGAUACAGAUGAAGAAACACAUACAUAAACAGAUACGUACAUGCUCGUAUAUAAAGAGCUAUGUACAUGAAUCGAGUGGCAAGCCAUUAUUAUUAUUAAAUAUUAUUAUUAUUAUUAUUAUGUACGUAUGUAUUUAUGUAGUGAAAUGGAAAAUUUUAAUGUGUUGCAAUUGAUAAAUGAAAUAUAUACAUCAAAUAUACAUACCUACUAUAUACGAUAAAUAGUACAUACUACCCAGACCCAGACUCAGAGCCUUUAGCCCAGAGCCUUUAGACUAUAGCCGAUAGCCUUUAGCCUUUAGGUACUUUCGCAGUUUUCCCUGUCUCUGUUCCUGUCAAGUUCCGAAUCCUUUCUGACAAUAACGUGUUGAAGACAGACAAACUUGAGGAUCGAAUUGAUCCUUGCCAUCCCAGGUAUCAAAAUUGUUUUCCGUUCUAAACUUUAACCUCACAGCGCACAAUUUAUUGAAUCGUUUAACCUGAUGCCUAGAGUUGCGGGUUGCGUAUUGAAAUUGAAAUCGAAAUUGAAUUGAAUUGAGCCCACCGAGCCAGCUGACAGAUCGGUGCAUUUAAUUUGCCAACUAUCCUCCCGACACAGACAUCCUCUUUUGAUAAGCACACCCCCCGCCCCCCGCCCCCAAACCCCCUAACUUUUCUACUGUCGUACGCUACGCUACGCUAUUGUAAAAGACACAACCAACUGCUGCCGUGACGAUAUUUGUCAGACAUGGAGGACACAGAGUUGAGAGGACCUUGUAUAUCUGGCCGCGGCCAGGAGGCUGAAACUGCUGAAACAUAACUGAAAUAUAACUGAAUAUAAAUGAAUAUAAAUGAAUAUACAUAUGUAUGUAUUGGGAAAUGCUCGUUAAUGUUAAAUAUGUAUGUGUAUACGCAGAGUUUCACUUGAAUUACGAUUAAAUUAAAGGCAUAUCGCUGUAUUAUAAAUACCCAAAACGAAUCGAGACAUACAUACGUACUACAACACACACCCGGAGACAUACUGCAAGCCAGAUCCAUCUUCCCCUACACCUCCGCGUAGCCAGAAAAAUUGCACAACGAGUUGUUUAGAUAAAGAACCAAAGUUCAGAGGAUGGGGAGUGGGAAAAUAGUGGAGGAAAGUGUGAAAAUUCAAUACGAAAAUGCCUUAAACAAGCGACAGCUGACGCGUACAUAGACUUUCCGGCAUUCGAUCUGUUUUGUAAGAUAUGUAGUUACAGCAUUCGUCUAAACUAAACUGAACAAACCCGACUAAAUUUAAAGUGAAAUCAAACCAAAACCAAAAACUAACACAAUAAGCAAACAAUUGUUAUCGAAUUCAUACUCGUACUCGUGCAUAAAGCAUUGGGUAAGCAAACGUUUUUGCGCUACAUUGUUGUCAUUUAACGAAUAGUACAUACAUAUGUAUGUAAUGGUACUAGCAUAUUGAUUAUGGCAUUGUGUACUCUCAGCCGAAACCUAAUAUUUGUGAACCGUUCUCGUACUCGUAAUCGUAUUCCAAGUAUUCCAAAAACAAUGCCAUUAUUUGCAUUCCAUUUGAAUUGCAGCAGAAUUACCCAACUAUAAAAUGCAUACGAUACAAUUAUGUCAAGCCCAAAAGAAAACUAAAUUGAAAAAUUCAAAUAAAAUAAUUCCGUAUGUUA